UCAUCUCCCACAAUUCUCUGCGCGUAAAAGACGGUGACGUCAGAGGAUGGCGACGCUUCGACACCGGGCGUCUUCGAAGAUUCAGCUGAACAUCUCCUCCACAGACCUCGUACGACAACGUUCAGUUCAAGAGGAGUAAGGAUGCACCGACUGUAUGUCCUGCUUUGGACUCGGUUUCAUUGACAGUCCUGUCUACCACGAGACAAUAUGCCCUAUCACUGUGUGGCCUAUGGAUGUGGCAAAACUGCAGAAGAUGGUGUGACCUUGUUUAAAUUCCCCAAGGACUCUGAAGAGUUUCGCAAAUGGGAGAAACAGGUCCAGCGCACCCGCUCCAAGUGGGUCGCCACACCCAACUCUCACCUCUGCAGUCAGCAUUUUGGCAAGGAGUACUUUGAGCCCAGACCUGCUACCGGGACUCUCAAGCUGAAGCCGGGAGCUGCUCCUACAGUGUUUGUACGUCCACUCUGUUCCUCCUGCAGUGGAGCUGGGUGUGGUAAAUGCCUGCCUGCUAUCCAACGCAAAGGCAUUACAGCUGAGCCACGAGAGCACAAAAUAAGUGCCGAACACAAUGAAUUAGCUCCCAGGUCUAACGAUGCUGGUGAAGGAGGUGACAAAGGAAAUCUGACAGGAGGAGCGAUGAAGCCAGGAGACCAAAGCGGAGACGACCGACCAGUUGUGUGUGAGAUGUGUGGCAUCCCCGGCACCUUUAGCGCCUUCUUCUCGAAGAGCAAGCGUUUCUGCAGUAUAUCCUGUUCACGCUCUUAUUCAUCAAACUCAAAGAAGUCUUCGAUACUGGCACGUCUGAAGGGUAAGCCCCCCUCCAAAAAAGCUACUGUGCUAAGAAAGGCAAGCAAAGUCCCUUCAACCCCGACAGGACCGACUGGUUUUGAUUGGGGCAACUACUUGGAGAAGGAAACAUCCCUGGCUGCGUCGGUCUCCUGCUUCAGACAUGUUCCACUCUGUGCCCAGUGGGACGACGUCAUCUUAGGGAUGAAGGUGGAAGUUCUGAACAGCAACGCUGUCCUGCCCAGUAAAGUCUACUGGAUCGCUACUGUUAUCCAGAUUGCAGGAUACAAAGCUCUGUUGAGAUACGAAGGCUUUGAGCACGACAGCAGCCAUGAUUUCUGGUGUAGCCUCGUUUCAGGCGAGCUGAAGCCAAUUGGGUGGUGCGCCAUGACGAGCAAGCUGCUGGUGCCACCUCAAGAUGUUAAGCAGAACAUUUCAGAUUGGAAAGAAUAUCUGAUGAAAAAGUUGGUGGGCACCAACACUUUACCUGUUGAUUUCUACACAAAGCUGUCAGAGAGCAUGAAGACCUCUUUUAAGUUAGGCAUGCGCGUGGAGGUGGUGGACCCCAAACACGUGAGCCAAACCCGCGUGGCCGCCAUAGACUCCAUAAUCGGUGGCCGUCUGCGGUUGGUGUACGCAGACCAAAGUGACGCCCCGUCCAAUGUCGUUGCUGAUUUCUGGUGCCACAUGUGGAGUCCUCUCCUUCACCCGUUGGGCUGGUCCAGCAAAGUGGGUCAUGACAUAAAGUCACGUACAAGUUCUAUUGGUGGUUUAAGGCUUAACUCAGACUACACAUUCCUGCUCUUUAAAAAGCCCAGGAUCGUCUACAUGGAGGGAAGUUUCUUUGAAGAAGGAAUGAAGCUAGAGGCCAUUGAUCCUCUGAAUCUGGGAAACAUCUGUGUGGCCACUGUACGCAAGGUGCUGUUAGAUGGUUUCCUGAUGGUUGGUGUUGAUGGCCCACUGUCAGACAACAGCUCUGACUGGUUUUGUUACCACGCGUCCUCUCACGCUAUCAUGCCUGUAGACUUCUGUAAUAAGAACCACCUCCCUCUCACCGUGCCUCAAGGUUAUGACUCACAGACAUUCACCUGGGAAAAAUACCUGAAAGAGACCAACGCUAAAGCUGCACCGGCACGACUGUUUAACGCUGACUAUCCAGGUCACGGUUUCAGUGCCAACAUGAAGCUGGAGGCAGUGGACUUGAUGGAGCCACGCCUGGUGUGUGUGGCCACAGUUAAACACUGUGUGGGUCGCCUGCUGCUCAUACAUUUUGACGGUUGGGAGGAUGAGUUCGACCAGUGGGUCGACCACCAGUCCCCAGACAUCUACCCUGUGGGCUGGUGUGAGCUCAUGGGCUACCAGCUUCAGCCGCCUCCUGGACUCAUUGAUUUAAUCACAAACGAGGUGGUACGGAGCAAGAAAUGCAAGCACUUUUAUUACGGAAAGAGGAGAAAGAAGUAUGGAAGGAAGAGGCUCUCUGAUGAACAUGCUGAAGAUGAUGUUGCUCAGCAGUCUGAGGUCAGUGGCCGUAAGAGUCCCUCAGGGCUGUUAGACCUCAGUCUUCCCCCCAGAAUGCCUCUCAUCCAACCCAAGACUGAACCAGAGGAGCAGGAGAUCUCUGCAGUGCAGGUGAAAGUGGAGGAGGUGGAAAUGGAGAUGGAGACACCUAUUGAUCCUCCAGGCAGAACGCAACAAGUCUCUCAGGGCAUUGUCAAACCGGAGGGGGGAGGGAAACCAAGUACAUCAGGACAACGUGACAUGCCUGCGAAGAACUGCUCGGACAAGGAAGCACGUGAAAUGACAGAGAAAAAAAAAGAUGCACUUGAAGAGCUGGACUCAAUAGACGUGAGUUUCACUGGAGAAAGCAACAUGGUGCAGAGUGAUAGUGAAAGACAAACACUAGACCAAGAGGAGCAGAGCCAAGAAAAUGACCUUCCCAUGGAAGAAAUAUUGGAGCAAGGAGCGGUUCAGGCUGGAGGAAUGAAGAGAUGAGUAAUUUGUAGAAAAGAUGGAGACACAAAGAUGACAACAUGAUGGAGAAUUAAGACAAUGUGGCAGUGAAAAAAAGACCAAGAGGAGACUAUGGCGAUAAAACAAUAUCAAUAUUUAUCGCAAUAUAAUUUUCAUCAAUAGCAAUAUAACAAAGUCCAAUAUAUAUAUAUCGCUAUGAGGCUAAUGAUGGUGCAAACAGUCAGGAGGUAGAACUCACUAUUGAUCUACCUUAGAUUUUUGCUGUUUGCUCAUAAAGAGAUUAAAACCUUAACCUUAAAAAAGAAUCACUCUAAAUGUGAAAGAAAUCAUUUUGAUAUUGUGAUAAUAUUGACAGAUAUGAAAAAAUGUAUCUUGAUGAAAUGUUCGGCCAUAUUGCCCGGCCCUAGAGAAGACAGAAAACAGCAGCCUGGUGUAUUCAGAGCAAGAUGUACAUUAGUAGCGAGAGCUGCUGGUUAGUGAUAAGACCUUUGUCCUAGCUGAUUUGGCGACAACUACUGGUGGUCGCCACUACUACAGGUCCCACAAUUCCGGGACUUAGAGGUAAAAACAAGCAACUGCAAAACUAUACAAACCCACACUGUUCUUAAUAAGUCAAUGAACAAUGAUUGCAACCAAUAUCAGAUGUCAACAGCGGAGCGUAUACCUCAAAAUGACUGCAUCCUGUUCAUAAGUACCAUCCUAAUCAGUUUUCCUCUAUCUCUCCACGUUGGUUCCACUAAACACAGAUGCCAUGUGUGUCUCAUGUUUUGAAGUUAUAUGACUAAAAUGAUCUUUCAUCAUUUUGGGUUGUUGACAAAUAUUUGUUAUGCCUUAUUUUUUCUGUUUGUAUUUAGUAAAUAUGCAAUUUAUGAUUUAAAAAUUCGUUGUACUCCA
Molecule: messenger RNA, 3651 nt
Organism: Paralichthys olivaceus (Japanese flounder)
Lineage: Eukaryota; Metazoa; Chordata; Actinopteri; Pleuronectiformes; Paralichthyidae
Gene: l3mbtl2
Product: L3MBTL histone methyl-lysine binding protein 2
Biological process (GO): negative regulation of DNA-templated transcription
Cellular component (GO): nucleus
Molecular function (GO): chromatin binding; zinc ion binding
Source: RefSeq, a predicted model, not a curated record